This is a messenger RNA of Pogonomyrmex barbatus (red harvester ant), 1191 nucleotides long. RefSeq lists its product as uncharacterized. The record is from RefSeq and is a predicted model, not a curated record. Lineage: Eukaryota; Metazoa; Arthropoda; Insecta; Hymenoptera; Formicidae. Gene Ontology annotation, cellular component: plasma membrane. Gene Ontology annotation, molecular function: olfactory receptor activity; odorant binding. Gene Ontology annotation, biological process: detection of chemical stimulus involved in sensory perception of smell; sensory perception of smell.
AUGAUCUGUAUUGAUUCUUUGCAUGUGAGUCUUAAUUGGUUUUUAUUGCUCAUAUUCGGUUUGUGGCCUUAUCAGCAAUCUGUACUUGUUCGGCUUCAAUUAACUAUACUUUUUAGUAUUCUGACAACUUUUAUUGUAUUUCAGUUUACAACAUUUAUAACUUCAAAAUGUACCUUCGAUCUUCUUAUUAAUGUUCUUGCUUCUGUAUUAUUUUACAUUAUAUUUAUAAUUACAUAUGGUUCAUUUAGUAUAAAUAUUGAAGUCGUAAAAGAUUUGUUGGAACAACUACAGCAUAUGUAUAAUGAAUUAUCUGAUGAAAAUGAAAUCAAUAUCAUAAAAAAAUACGGUAGUAACGCAAAACGCUACACAGCUACAUUAUUAAUACUAAGCAUGAGCUUAACAUCUGUUUUCACUUUGUACUCAUUCUGGCCGUUUAUGUUUGAUAUUUUGUUCCCCAUAAAUGAGACACGACCACAUCUAGGAUUGCUGCUUGUAACCGAAUACUUUAUCGAUCAAGAAAAAUACUAUUAUUUAAUUUUGAUACAUAUAAAUGCAGCAACUUUCAUAGGGAUAAUUACAAUGUUAGCGACAGGAACAAUAUUUAUAGUUUAUCAACAGCAUGCAUGUGGAAUGUUCCGAAUUGCCAGUUAUCGUAUCGAACAAGCAAUGGCAAUCGAUACUCUCUAUAAGAACAAUUUAAUAAAAGAAACUCUAAUUUAUAAAGGAUUAAUUUGCGCCGUUGAUAUGCAUCGUAAGGCUAUGAAAUUUUCCGAUUCAUCAGUAUCCGGAUUUAAAGUAAUGUUCUUUCUCAUGAUAGUGGCUGGCGUGAUUUCCACAGCCAUUAAUUUUUUUCGGCUUUUUCAGAUAGUUACAUUUGGAUAUAAUAUUGAGAAGCUUCUGUUCCCUGUGAUAUUUUUAAUUACCAAUGCUUUAUACAUGUUUCUUGGCAGUUAUUUUGGACAAAAAAUUAUGGAUCACAAUAAUGAUGUACUUGUCACUGUAUACAACGUUCGGUGGUAUACAGCUCCCCUACAUAUACAAAAAAUGAUAUUAUUCCUUUUGCAAAGAGGUAGCAAGGUUUUUAAUUUAAAUAUUGCUGGAUUGUUUGUGGGAUCGUUUGAAGGUGCUGCUACAUUGGUGAGUGCAACGCUAUCAUACUUCACUGUCCUUCAUUCUACGCAAAGUAGAUGA